GAGGAGAGAAUGGAUGAUGCUGUCAACAGUUGGAUUUCCACACACCUAACCAAGACUUCAUAAUCAAAUAACUGGCCAUCAGUCGAGAGUGGAUACCAUGAGCGAGCUAUCAAUCAUGUGAAGCCAACACCCGGAUGUUGCAACAUGUUCGCGCAACUCUCAGGGAUAACUACAGAAAGCACUUUAUAUGUGGAUGAAUAAAAUUUAAUGGACGUCGAUGUGUAUGUCCUCUGACACAGUUGCGGAUACUUCUUUAGACGCACAUUUUCGAUGUGGAAGAGGGAAUGCAAGACGCAGAAGACCAGUCAGAAGGGGCAAAUUAUGCCAGCAGCACCGGGGCCCCUCCCACUGGUGACGACCCACCCCUUUGGCACACCAGCCCCUCCCUCACCCCCGAACCUCCGCCCCUGGUCCCUUCUGGAAGCCUGUCCUGGGAGGCUGCGAUCGAUGCGGCCCGCAGUGCCCAGGGAGGCGCCCCACCGACCAUGAGAAGCCACUCCACGGCGGGGUCGGCACCCGUGGGGUCCCUGUCCCAGCGCAAGCGGCAGCAGUACGCCAAGAGCAAGAGCAAAGGCAGCACCACCAACAACCGCCCCCCGCGGGCCCUCUUCUGCCUCACUCUUAACAACCCAAUACGCAGGGCCUGCAUUAGCCUGGUGGAGUGGAAACCUUUUGAUAUCUUUAUAUUACUCUCUAUUUUUGCCAACUGUGUGGCCUUAGCUGUUUACGUUCCCUUUCCCGAAGACGACUCCAACUCAACCAAUCAUGACCUGGAAACGGUAGAAUAUGCCUUCCUCAUCAUUUUCACAAUAGAGACCUUUUUGAAGAUCAUAGCUUAUGGACUUGUAAUGCACCAGAACUCAUACGUCAGAAACGGCUGGAACAUGCUGGACUUUGUAAUAGUUAUAGUGGGGUUGUUUAGUGUGGUACUGGAGCUGAUCACACAUGAGGGCGAUGCGGCGGGUCCCACUGGGGGAAAGCCGGGGGGCUUUGACGUGAAGGCACUACGAGCGUUCCGGGUUCUCCGUCCCCUCCGGCUCGUGUCGGGAGUGCCUAGCCUGCAGGUGGUCUUGAACUCAAUCAUCAAGGCCAUGGUCCCCCUCCUGCACAUUGCCCUGCUGGUGCUCUUUGUCAUUAUCAUCUACGCCAUCAUCGGCCUGGAGCUCUUCAUCGGCAAGAUGCACGCCACCUGCUACCUGGUCAACACAGGUGCGCUGGCCGAGGAUGAGCCGGCUCCGUGUGCCCCGUCAGGUCACGGGCGCAAUUGCCCGGUCAACACCACCAUGUGCAAAGAAGGCUGGCACGGCCCCAACAACGGCAUCACCAACUUUGACAACUUCCUGUUCGCCAUGCUCACCGUGUUCCAGUGCAUCACUAUGGAGGGCUGGACAGAUGUGCUCUACUGGAUGAACGAUGCCAUGGGCUUUGAGCUCCCGUGGAUCUACUUUGUCAGUCUGGUCAUUUUCGGCUCAUUUUUCGUCCUCAAUCUGGUUCUGGGAGUACUGAGUGGAGAGUUCUCUAAGGAGCGAGAGAAGGCCAAGGCGCGCGGAGACUUCCAGAAGCUGCGGGAGAAGCAGCAGCUGGAGGAGGACCUGAAGGGCUACCUGGACUGGAUCGCUCAGGCCGAGGACAUCGACCCCGAGAACGAGGAGGAUGGACAGCAGGAAGGCAAACGCAACAGGGUGACUCUGGCUGACCUAACUCAGAAGAAGAAAGGGAAGUUUGGCUGGUUCAGCCAGUCAACUGAAACACAUGCGAGCAUGCCCAUUAGUGAGACGGAGUCGGUGAAUACGGAGAACCCGAACGGAGAGGAUGACAAGGCCAAGUGCUGUGGACCACUUUGUCAAAAAAUUACAAAAUCAAAAUUCAGUCGCCAGUGGCGGCGCUGGAACCGGUUCUGUCGCAGAAAGUGUCGGGCAGCGGUGAAGUCCACCACUUUCUAUUGGCUGGUGAUCCUCUUGGUGUUCCUUAACACACUGACCAUCUCCUCCGAACACUACAACCAGCCGGACUGGCUCACGGACAUACAGAAUGUGGCCAACAAGGUGCUGCUGGCCAUGUUCACGUGUGAGAUGCUGAUCAAGAUGUACAGCCUGGGCCUGCAGGCCUACUUUGUGUCCCUGUUCAACCGCUUCGACUGCUUUGUGGUGUGCGGUGGCAUCGUGGAGACCAUCCUGGUGGAGCUGAGGUUCAUGUCGCCGCUCGGCAUCUCCGUGCUGCGCUGUGUGCGCCUGCUGCGCAUCUUCAAGGUCACGCGACACUGGGCGUCCCUGAGCAACCUGGUGGCGUCUCUGCUCAACUCCAUGAAGUCCAUCGCCUCCUUGCUGCUGCUCCUCUUCCUCUUCAUCAUCAUCUUCUCCCUGCUGGGCAUGCAGCUCUUCGGCGGCAAGUUCAACUUUGACGAGACUGUGACCAAGAGGAGCACAUUCGACAACUUCCCUCAGGCGCUGCUCACUGUCUUUCAGAUACUGACUGGUGAGGACUGGAACCAGGUGAUGUAUGAUGGGAUCAUGGCCUAUGGUGGGCCUUCCUCCUCGGGGAUGGUGGUCUGCAUCUACUUCAUCAUCCUCUUCAUCUGCGGAAACUACAUCCUCCUGAAUGUCUUCUUGGCCAUCGCCGUCGACAACCUUGCAGAUGCAGAGAGCUUGAACACGGCUCAAAAGGAGAAGGAAGAGGAGAAAGAGAGAAGGAAGAGCAUCAGGAGUGACAGCACAUGCAGAAAGGAAGAGGAAAAGGCUGGAGGAAGAGAUGGAGAGGCCCAGGUUGCAGUGGAGGAGAAUGUAGAAGAGGAGAAGAAUGUCACCUCAGACUCUGGUGAGGAGGAGGAUGAGGAUGAGCCUGAGCCUGAGGUUCCUGUGGGACCACGUCCACAGCGACUGGCGGAGCUUAACCUCAAGGAAAAGAUCCUGCCCAUCCCAGAGGGUAGCGCCUUCUUCAUCCUCAGCAACACCAACCCCAUCCGAGUGGCCUGUCACCGGCUGAUCAACCAUCAUAUCUUCACCAACCUCAUCCUCGUCUUCAUCAUGCUCAGCUCCGUCUCCCUGGCUGCAGAGGACCCCAUCCGCAACUUCUCCGCCCGCAACAUCGUCCUAGGCUAUGCAGAUUAUGUCUUCACUAGUAUGUUUACCUUUGAGAUCCUGUUGAAGAUGACCGCGUUCGGGGCUUUUCUCCACAAAGGAGCCUUCUGCAGGAACUACUUCAACUUGCUGGACCUGCUGGUGGUCGGUGUGUCGUUGGUGUCCUUUGGCAUUGAGUCGUCGGCCAUCUCGGUGGUGAAGAUCCUGCGUGUCCUGCGUGUGCUGCGGCCCCUCAGAGCCAUCAACAGAGCCAAGGGCCUCAAGCACGUGGUGCAGUGUGUGUUUGUGGCCAUUCGCACCAUCGGUAACAUCAUGAUUGUCACCACACUCCUCCAGUUCAUGUUUGCCUGCAUCGGUGUGCAGCUCUUUAAGGGAAAGUUCUACCGCUGCACAGAUGAAGCUAAAUCAAGUCCAGAGGAAUGCCAGGGCUCCUACAUUCUGUAUAACAUUGGUGAAACAGCACUACCUGUAAUCAAACAUCGAGUUUGGUACAACAGUGAUUUUAACUUUGAUAACGUGCUUAUGGCCAUGAUGGCCCUCUUCACCGUCUCAACAUUUGAAGGCUGGCCUGCGCUCCUGUACAAGGCCAUUGACUCCAACAAAGAGAACAUGGGCCCAAUUUAUAACUACCGCGUGGAGAUCUCCAUCUUCUUCAUCAUCUACAUCAUCAUCAUCGCCUUCUUCAUGAUGAACAUCUUUGUGGGUUUCGUCAUUGUCACCUUCCAGGAGCAGGGAGAGAAAGAGUACAAGAACUGUGAGCUGGACAAGAACCAGCGCCAGUGUGUAGAGUAUGCUCUGAAGGCACGGCCAGUAAGGAGAUACAUCCCUAAGAACCGCUACCAGUACAAGUUCUGGUACAUGGUCAACUCAGCGGGCUUCGAAUACGUCAUGUUCGUCCUCAUCAUCCUCAACACCCUCUGCCUGGCCAUACAGCACCAAGGGCAGUCUCAUCUCUUCAACUACGCGAUGGACAUCCUCAAUAUGGUGUUCACUGCGGUCUUCACUGUGGAGAUGAUCCUCAAGCUGAUUGCCUUCAAACCAAGGGGUUAUUUUGGGGAUGCCUGGAACGGCUUUGAUGCCCUGGUGGUGAUUGGCAGUGUAGUUGACAUCAUUCUCAAUGAGCAUUAUUUCGCCGAUGCAUGGAACACGUUUGAUGCCUUAAUUGUUGUUGGUAGCGUCGUUGACAUUGCGAUCACAGAGAUGAAUAGAGAAGCUCUUCUAGUGGUGGAGGUGCCACCCGGGAGCACGCAGGACAGCGCCCGCAUCUCCAUCACCUUCUUCCGACUCUUUCGGGUAAUGAGAUUGGUCAAGCUGCUGAGUCGAGGCGAGGAUCAUAAAUUUGUUUGUUGCUGUCAUUAUGGACAAUUUUGACUACCUUACCCGUGAUUGGUCCAUUCUGGGUCCUCAUCACUUGGAUGAGUUCAAGAGGAUCUGGUCAGAGUAUGACCCUGAGGCCAAAGGAAGAAUAAAACACUUGGAUGUUGUGACUCUUCUGCGGCGGAUUCAGCCCCCUCUUGGGUUUGGCAAGUUGUGUCCUCAUCGAGUAGCUUGUAAGAGGCUUGUGGCCAUGAACAUGCCCCUGAACAGUGAUGGGACAGUCAUGUUUAAUGCUACCCUGUUCGCUCUGGUCAGGACUGCACUGAAGAUUAAGACUGAAGGGAACCUGGACGAAGCCAAUGAGGAGUUGAGGGCAGUUAUAAAGAAGAUCUGGAAAAGGACAAGCAUGAAGCUGUUGGAUCAAGUUGUUCCUCCGGCUGGUGAUGACGAGGUAACGGUGGGGAAGUUCUAUGCCACCUUCCUGAUACAGGACUACUUCAGGAAAUUCAAGAAACGCAAAGAGCAAGGGCUUGUGGGACUCCAUCCGGCCCGACUCAACACUGCCAUCGCACUGCAGGCUGGCCUGCGCACACUGCAUGAUAUUGGGCCCGAGAUUCGGCGUGCCAUAUCAUGUGACCUGCAGGACGAGGAUGCAAACGUGGAAGAAGAGGACGAGAUCUACAGGAGGAAUGGAGGCCUUCUUGGCAACCACCUCAACCAUGUGAAUGGGGACAACCGUGGCGCUGCCGGCCAGACCAACGUCACCCAGCGGCCCCUACAGGUCCCUGCUCUCCCCUGCCACAGCCACACUGACCCCGCGCACUCGCUGUCGGACGACGGCCCGCUCUAUGCCAACAUCAACGCCGGCCUCUGCCACAAGUCCUCCAACGCCAACCUCAACAAUGCCAACGUGCCCACUCUCCCCACGGUGACCAACGGGGGACACCACCCACCCUCCGAGCACUCGGCCGCCAGCCGGAUCUCCUCCCUCAGCUCCUACCUCAACCUCAGGGGUGACGCCGACUCUCUCAGGAGGGUGAACUCCAGAAGAGCACGCUACUAUGAGACCUAUAUUAGGUCGGACUCGGGGGUCAGCCACUACCCCACCAUUCGGAGAGAGGAGGCUUUCGCUGGGGAUGGUAGUGACGAGGAACAGGACUCCGGAGAGUACCACAGCGGGGAGGACUUCCAGGAGGACGACAUCAUGCUGGCAGGCGACAGGAGGAGACUCUACCGGGAGUACCAUGGCAGUGUGAGUGAUUUUGACCCAGAGACGCCCAGGGGCUAUCACCAUACUGAGAGCUUCUUUGACGAUGACGAGCAGCCCAUCUACCAGGAGUGCAGGAGGUCACCCAUACGACGGCUGCUCUCCACCUCCCCCCAGACUCCUCACAGGUCGGCCUUCAACAUUGAGUGUCUGCGGAGGCAGAGCAGUCAGGACGAAGCGCUGCUGUCUCCUGUUUUUCACCACCGCACUGCACUACCUCUCCAGCUGAUGCAGCAUCAGGUGAUGGCAGUGGCCGGACUGGACGGCAGCCGGGUCCGGCUCUCCCCGACCCGCUCCGUCCGCUCCUGGGCCACGCCGCCCACCACGCCGGCCGCCGCCUACACGCCGCUCAUCCAGGUGGACUGGCACGGCGGGCCGCCCAGCGCCAACAGCAGUCCCGGCACGGCGCGCGGCAGCUCCUGGUACACGCCGCAGCUGCCGGGCCGCCUGUCCCGCUCCAGCACGCACUCGCGCAGCUUCACGCACUACCGGCCGGGACGUUCGGCCACCAACUCCUCAUCGCACACCGCUGCCGCCGCCCCUGCCCCUGGCUGCCUGCAGAUCCCGCUGGACUUCCACAGCAAGCACAGCCAGAAGAGAGGCAGUGCUGACAGCCUGGUGGAGGCAGUACUGAUCUCAGAGGGACUGGGGAAGUACGCCAAGGACCCAAAGUUCGUGGCGGCGACCAAGCAGGAGAUCGCCGACGCAUGCGAGAUGACCAUUGACGAGAUGGAAAGCGCCGCCAGCAACCUGCUCAACGGCAGCAUGGUGGACGGCGGUGGCACCUCGGAUGACCUCGACGACGCCACGCUCCCACGCCAGCGUAGCCUGCACUACUACAGCGAUGAGGAGGCUGAGCCCAGUGGCAAGCACGAGGAGGAUCUGACCGACGAGAUGAUAUGCAUCACCACGCUAUAGCAUCCGCUCUGAAGCGGAACGCCACCACCACAAACUCAUGCAUGGGGAAAACUUAAAAAAGUGCCUUUCCAAAGAAGUGGAUGAGUCUGUGAUCGGACUUGCCCAACUGGUCUGAUAAAAGGAGAGAUAUGGCACCCAUUUCUGAAGUAAUGUUCAAGGAGAAUUCAGUAGUGUAGAAUAGAGGAUUGUGGGAUGUCACAGGAAGCAGACAGCUAAAUGCAUGAUAUUUUAAAGAGGUGACUUAAAGGUUCAGUCCGUGAUUUUGGUCUACUUUUUGUCAUUCAGCAAAUUGCUUCUCACAGUCCUCUAACUGUCUGUUCAGUGUUUUGUGCUUACAAAUGUUGUCAGUCCUGGUUCUGUAAAUGGCAAACAAACAGAGUGGCUUGAACCGACCCAUAAACAAUUUCAGCCAAUCAACAUGCUGCUGCAGAUGCACAGAAGGGAAGGGUCUCAUUGGAUUGGCUGUUGAGCACAAAUAUCAACGUUUGGCGAAACUGAAUUGUGGACUGCACCUUUAAGUGAGUUUAAACAAGACAGGUCACCUCUCUUUCUGGGUUUAUUCUUUUAAUUCACAUAUCAACCAAUCAAGUUUCCUGUUACGGUCAUAUCCUCUCGUCCAAUGCCUUACCUCCUUUCCUGUUCACACCAAGAACCCUAAAUAGUGAACCAUAGUUUCUAAAAAAAUCUGCCAUUCUUUUUUCCAAUCCAUGGUGUCAUAAAUGUUUUUACUUAGAUAUCACACCAUCUAAUCCAUAUUAUCAAACUUGAAAGUCAGACUUACUUUUGUAUUUACACCUCUUUCCCAAAUCACACCCCACAAAGCUACACAAACAGCCAGGCAAUGAAAGUUCUUUUGUUUCGUUGUAUUAUUUAUUAUUUUAUUGUAGUCAUACUUUUAAAAGAGAUACUUUAUAUUUUGUAAGUGACCGGCCUAAUGCAGAUAUCUUAGCAAUAUCCUCCCACUUCUUGUGGACUAGAUUGCUAUUAUUUAACUCCCGUAGAUGUUUCAUGAUGUACAAUGUUAUUUUGCCUUUUGUUAUUUUGUCUUUUCGCACUGAUGCAUUGCAUUCAAGUAUAGCUGUUUUAGAAUGAUAUGAGCCAAUGUGAAUUUACAGUGCACAUGAUAUGCAGAAGACCAGUUUCCUGUAACUGAACAGUCCGUUUUUGUUAGAUCAUCCACCAUAUUUCCCACUCUGACAAAUAGAGUGUGUGGGGGGUGGGGAGGUCAUAGUUUGUAGUUGUAGUCAUGGCUACAGUGAAAGAUAGCUCUUCUGCUUAUCCUGUUCAUGACAAGUGCACAAGUAGAAAAUCCUUAUAUGCUUUUUUUAGCAUUUUCAAUGCUGCUUGAUGAGUUGGUCAAAGAAACUAUUUUGUAUGUGUGAUUUUACAGGAGAAAAAAAAUCAAUCUGAUCAGAAUCAGAUUCCAGAGAUCUGAUACCACAGACUUCAUCAGUGCUCCCCCGCUUAGGGGUUUUCUAACUGACAAACCAACAGAUCAUUUUGAUAUGAAGCUUGGUGUAUUGAUUUCAGUGAACUCAAACUGCUUCUCUUUUAUACCCUGUUAGGACCUGUAUUCUAUAUAUGGUGAUGAUUAAAAUGCUCAAUGAUCUUUUGUAACUGUAAAAUGUGAACGCUGUUAGUGGUUUCACCUGUGUUGUACACUGACUGCUCCCAGUCCUCAGGUACAGAGUCCUUCACUCUCGACUCCACUCUGGAGCAGACCAGGAGCCGCCAUCUUAAGGCCAUUACUGCCAUCAGCACUGCUACCAAUGACAUACCCUUCAGCCUCCGACCUCCAAGUACCCUCCAAUAGCUAGCCAGUUUGAAUGGGGACUACGACUGUGUGCUGCUGUUUGCAAACGUGAACACCUCGGUCACAUCUGUCCAAAGCAACUGAACUGUAACUGCCAUUUACUUCCUCUACCAAAUUAUUUUUUGUACCAAGUUCUAUUAAACAUCUAAAAUGUUUUUGAAAAAAAAAAAAAAAAAACAGUGGGUCCAAAGUGAAAGUGAUUCCAAAGCUGACAGUUGGUUUGUGAGAGAGUCAGUUUAGCAUACAUAGUUUGUGGUUUUGGUUUGUUUAAUUUGAUGGAAUUGUUGCUUACUGCCAUAGAUGACCCCCCUCCACACACACACACACACACACACACACACACACUUUACCAAAGCAAAGCCACUUAGCUUCUGAAGCUGUCGGUGGGGCAUUCCAAAUGGGCGUCACUUCCUACAUAACUUCAUAAUGUACAUAAGGUGAUCAAUACUUCAAAACAUUUCACUUUUCUCAUCUUUGUCUUGAAAUUUAUGAAUUUAUUGUUUUUUAAGGAUUCAAGCAUGUAGCGAGUACAAGAAGUGUAACAAAUAGCUUUUAAAAUGAAAUGUAAACAUUGUCAUGUAGUUGUUAAUCAUCAAAAAAUCUGAAAAACAAAUUCUUAUGACAAUUUUCUUCACAUUCACUGAUUUCCUUUAUACUGAUAAGGGGAGAAAGGAAGGGGGACAUAGGCACUAUAGCAGAUAUGACAGAUGAUCAGCUAAUCAGCUAAUUAGCUGAUUAAGUUCCUCAGGAACUCUGGUUGACAUUCAUAUUACACAAGUGAGUAAUACUCUAUCAGUCACAUUUCAGGCAGUGCUCGAAGGUCACUUGUAAGGUCGCAUUUAGUGCAAAUGAGCAUUUGCUUAGACAGAUCGCAUUUCUACACGGCAGGCAGAUGAAGCAAUCAAACUGAAUGUAAGUAUAAUGAAAUAUAAGCAUAUCACAUAAUUCAACAAUUAACUUGUAAACAUUCAGGAAUCACAUCUACCUUGAUAAAGACAUACAUGCUCCAAAAUAACACUGAAAAUCAAACUGGUAAGACUUAUAAAGUGAUGAUAACUGGACGUUUGUGUGCAUAUUGUGUGUGUGUGUA
This is a messenger RNA of Alosa alosa (allis shad), 9482 nucleotides long. RefSeq names its product calcium channel, voltage-dependent, L type, alpha 1D subunit, b (gene cacna1db). The record is from RefSeq and is a predicted model, not a curated record. Gene Ontology annotation, cellular component: membrane; voltage-gated calcium channel complex. Gene Ontology annotation, molecular function: high voltage-gated calcium channel activity. Gene Ontology annotation, biological process: calcium ion import across plasma membrane. Lineage: Eukaryota; Metazoa; Chordata; Actinopteri; Clupeiformes; Clupeidae.